UUUUCAGCGUGCGAGAAAUAUGUUUCGUACAAUAAACGGAACAGAGCUCAUGAGACCACCCAACUCUCUCUCGCAAGCACACGCGCCAACGCCAUCUCCGUCAAAUCCAAGAACCACCACAUUUUUCUUCACCCAACAAUUUUAAUCCCCAAAAUGCCCUUCUAGUUCAAAGAAUCGGUUCUCUCCUCUCUCUCAGAAGCGUUUAUGCCUUUCAGUUUCUUUUCAGAACAGAACGCAACACAGCAAGAGCUCCUUUAAAUUCUCUCUCUCUCUCUCUCUCUCUCUCUCUCUCUCUCUCUCUCUCUCUCCCCCAGAGGAAAAACAGUUGGUCAGCGUGAAGGGUAUAUUGUACUGUCAGAGUAACUUCGAAUACAGUCUCUCGCGUCACUUGUCUACUGAAUGUCUCUGUUAGAGGAGGAACGGUGAUUGGGGUCUGUGAGGGGAUUGUGUUCAGCACAAGGAUGCCGACGCUGGCAUAGCUACUUGGCUAUCUAGAUAUUGGAUUGGAAAUCAAGUGGAACAUGGAUUAGACGACACCAACUUCAACAAGAGCCUCCAGGGUUUGUUGGUCAUGAACUGACAUUCUACUUGUCUGGUGACAACAUAUUAAUCGUUACGUAGUGGCAUUCAGCCUUGUUUUUUAUACUAAUGGAAGCCUCACCUCAAGGACAAAAGCCUCCUCGCAAAUUUCUGUCGACUGGAACCCAGAAAGAUCUUUGCUUUGUUGUGCGAGAAGGAUCAUUGGCUGAUGUGGAUUCAGCACUAGGUUUACUGAAGAAGAGUGGUGGUGAUAUAAAUUCAAGAAACAUUUUUGGUCUCACUCCUCUUCAUAUUGCAACAUGGAGAAACCACAUUCCCAUUGUUAGGAGGCUUCUUGCGGCUGGCGCUGACCCAGAUAUUAGGGAUGGGGAAUCUGGAUGGAGUAGCCUUCACAGAGCUCUCCAUUUUGGUCAUCUUGCAGUGGCAAGUAUACUUCUCCAGUCUGGUGCUUCUAUCACACUAGAGGAUUCUAAAUCUCGAACACCUAUUGAUCUCCUCUCUGGGCCUGUCUUGCAAGCUCUUCAAAAUGGACACAACUCUGUUACGACGGAGGUUUAUAGUUGGGGAAGUGGUACAAACUAUCAACUUGGAACUGGAAAUGCACACAUACAAAAGUUACCAUGCAAGGUUGAUGUUCUUCGUUGUUCUUUAAUCAAGUUGGUUUCUGCUGCUAAGUUCCAUAGUGUGGCAGUCACUUCUCGAGGAGAAGUCUACACUUGGGGGUUUGGAAGAGGAGGACGACUUGGUCACCCUGAUUUUGAUAUACACAGCGGUCAAGCUGCAGUUAUCACACCGCGUCACGUGACAUUUGGUAUAGGGUCCCGUCGGGUGAAGGCAAUUGCGGCAGCUAAACAUCACACCGUUAUUGCUACGGAGGGUGGGGAAGUGUUCACCUGGGGGUCCAAUAGAGAGGGUCAGCUUGGCUACACUUCCGUGGAUACCCAACCUACACCUCGUAGAGUGAGUUCCCUUAGGUCAAAAGUUGUUGCAGUUGCUGCCGCCAACAAGCACACUGCUGUUGUUUCAAACGGUGGUGAAGUUUUCACAUGGGGGUGCAAUAGGGAAGGUCAGCUUGGCUAUGGUACAUCUAACUCUGCUUCAAACUACACCCCAAGAUUAGUUGAAUCCUUGAAAGGCAAGGUUUUUAAAGGGGUUGCAGCAGCAAAAUAUCACACAAUUAUAUUGGGAGUUGAUGGGGAGGUAUACACUUGGGGUCAUCGCAUUGUCACGCCAAAACGUGUUUUAAUUGCAAGAAACUUGAAAAAGAGUGGAACUACCACUUUGAAGUUUCAUCGCAAGGAACGGCUUCAUGUGGUUUCUAUAGCUGCAGGGAUGGUAUAUAGCACAGCUCUGACAGAUGAUGGCGCAUUAUUUUAUUGGGUGUCAUCAGAUCCGGAUUUCAGAAGCCAGCAGCUGUAUUCAUUGAGUGGAAGAAGUAUGGUGAACAUAUCUGCAGGGAAAUACUGGACUGCCGCAGUUACAGCUACAGGUGAUGUUUACAUGUGGGAUGGGAAGAAUGGUAAGGAUAAGCCACCAGUUGCGACUCGGUUACAUGGUACGAAGCGGGCUACUUCAGUUUCUGUAGGCGAAACACACUUGUUGAUUAUUGGCUCCCUUUAUCACCCUGCCUACACUUCCAAUAACCCUCCGAAGCAGAAGUCAAAUGCCAAAGAUGAGCUAGAAGAGCUUGAUGAAGAUCUUAUGUUCAAUGACAUGGAGUCUGACAAUGUUUUACCUACUAUCCAAAAUGAUGAUGCUGGGAAGAAGCCCAUACCGAGCUUGAAAAGUCUUUGUCAAAAAGUGGCUGCAGAGAAUCUAGUGGAGCCACGAAAUACUAUUCAACUGCUCGAAAUUGCCGAUUCACUUGUGGCAGAUGAUUUGCGGAAGUACUGUGAGGAGAUUGCCAUACGCAACCUUGACUAUAUUUUUACGGUAUCAUCACAAGCUAUUGCUAGUGCUUCACCAGAUGUUCUAGCUAACCUUGAAAACGUAUUGGACCUAAGGUCAUCUGAACCAUGGAGUUACCGUUGUUUCCCAACUCCUACAGCUACUUUUCCUGCUAUUAUUUAUAGUGAAGAGGAAGAUAGUAAUGGUGAGGUUCAAAGGACGCGUGACGGCCAUACAGAGCAAUCCAUCUGGAAAAAUGAAAUCCACCAAAGAGCAGAUUCCUUUCUUCAACCCAAAGAUGAUCCAAAUCAUGGUAUUGAAAAGCAAGUUCGAGCCUUGCGGAAAAAGCUGCAGCAGAUUGAGAUGCUUGAAGCAAAACAGUCUAGGGGGGAAGUUCUUGAUGACCAGCAAAUUACAAAGCUCCAAACGAGGUCAGCUCUAGAGAGCUCGCUGGCUGAGCUUGGUGUUCCAGUUGAGACACCACAGUUGAAGACACCAUCGUCAGUUUUGCUAGAUGGAAAAGUGAACAAAAAGGUUGAGCCAUCAAAAAAACAGAAGAAAAGGAACAAAAAGAUGGCAACACAAGUGGAAAUAGGGUUGUGUUUUUCGGGAAAUGAAGGAGAACUAAACCAUGCUAAUGGUUUCUUGAAUACUGAAACCUCUCAAACCUCAAAGGAUAAGGAGGAGGAUGCCAUGAUCGAAGGGAUUGCGACAAGCCAAACCAAUCAAGAGUCAGCUUUGUGUGUUAAGAAGGACAAUUUAAACCUAACAAAUAACAAGUGUUCAUCACCAAUAGUGUCCAAGAAGAAGAAUAAAAAGGGUGGGCUUUCUAUGUUCUUGAGUGGCGCUCUUGAUGAUGCCCCCAAGCAUGUUGCACCCCCUCCACCAUCCCCAAAAAGUGAAGGCCCGGCAUGGGGUGGUGCUAAAUUUUCCAAAGGGUUUGCAUCCCUUCGCGAGAUUCAGGAUGAGCAAAGCAGAACCAAGGAGAGUCGGUCAACUGGGAACAAAAGUCACCCAGAAGAUCCUUUCGAUGAUAGAAGCGAUGGAAAGAUUCGUCUGAGUUCUUUUUUACCUUCCAAGCCAAUACCAUUGGUUUCAACCCAUACUCCACUGGCAUCUGAUGGAGACAGAGGUACACCUUCUUGGACUGCUUCAGGAACUCCUCCCCUUGUUUCUCGCCCAUCUCUGAGGGACAUCCAAAUGCAGCAGGGCAAGCAACACCAGAGUGUAUCCCACAGUCCAAAGACAAAAACCACCGGAUUCUCAGUCACAAGUGGUCAGGGAUCGCCACUGGAUACUUCUGGAGUGAACCGGUGGUUCAAACCGGAGGUAGAUCAACCGUCACCAAUUCGGUCAAUUCAGAUCGAGGAAAAGGCUAUGAAGGAGCUUAGGCGCUUCUACGACAGUGUUAAGAUUGUCAAGAAGCCGAUGGUAAAUUAGGUAGAAAUUUAGGCACCUCCCUGUUUUUUCCUUUCAAAUCCAUAAAGUUGCAGCACUUGUUUUCUCCUCAUCCUCCCUUUUAUCCUCUCUUUUUUUUGGACCAUUUUUCCUCUAUGAUUUUAGGUUAGGGCAAUAACUGGUGGGCUGUGUGAAGGAUAACGAUAAUUGCAGAGGUGGCGGCAUCACAAGAGACCAUGCAGGAUAGAUAUCGUCAUGAGAGUCGAACAUGAGACCCCUACUUACUAAUAAUGAAGAGUGAGAACAUGCGGCCACUACUUACCAAAUUGUAUAGAUUAAAAGUUUGUGAUUUUUUUUUUUUAUGUUUUUGGCCCAAGCCUGAGGUAUUCUACACCUCGAAGGAUAGGACUAAUUGCCAAUGAGGUCCCAAAUUGCCAUGUCUCAUCAUACUUUCCUUUUCCUUUUCCUAUAAAUGUAAUCAUACUUUCCUGUUCCUGUAAAUGUAUCGCCAUGUCUCAUGCAUUUUGUGCAUAAUAUUUUCUUCAA
Malus domestica (apple) is the source of this 4371-nucleotide messenger RNA. NCBI's taxonomy places the organism in Eukaryota, Viridiplantae, Streptophyta, Magnoliopsida, Rosales, Rosaceae. The record is from RefSeq and is a predicted model, not a curated record.